Molecule: messenger RNA, 675 nt
Organism: Geodia barretti
Lineage: Eukaryota; Metazoa; Porifera; Demospongiae; Tetractinellida; Geodiidae
Source: the annotation of a GenBank genome assembly
AUGACGAUUUACAUUGGUAGCACCCACCGUGGUCACGGUCACUGCAUCGCCAAAGGCGUCGAUCCCAAGCUCAUGAUGGCCGAGUUGUUCGGUCGGACUACCGGUCCCAACAAAGGCAAGGGUGGGUCGAUGCACAUAGCUGAUAUGAGCAAGGGAAUGCUGGGCACCAAUGGCGUGGUAGCUGCCAGCGUCCCACUGGCCUUGGGAGCUGCGUUGACUUCCAAGUUACGCGGCUUGGGACGCGUAGCCGUGGCCUUCUUUGGGGAUGGCGGGGCCAACCAGGGUGUAUUGCAUGAAUGCAUGAACCUGGCUUCGGUCUGGAAGCUGCCCGUGAUCUUCUGCUGCGAAAACAACGGCUACGCCGAAUCCACGCCGGUGGAGUACGCCUUGUCUACUGCCAGGGUAGCUGACCGCGCUGCGGGUUACGACAUGCCAGGAAUCCACGUGGAUGGCAUGGAUGUCUUUGACGUGUUUGAAGCUGCCGGUGAGGCAGUGAGGCGCGCUCGAGCAGGCGAGGGGCCGUCCCUUCUGGAGUGCCGGACUUAUCGCUUUUACGGCCACACGGUGUUCGAUAAUCCCCUCAGUUAUCGAACUCAGGAGGAACAGGACUACUGGCGUACGCGGGACCCGCUGAAGCUUUUCAGGGAAAGGGUAGUUCCAGGAGAAAUGGGUUGA